Molecule: messenger RNA, 1077 nt
Organism: Pieris brassicae (large cabbage white)
Lineage: Eukaryota; Metazoa; Arthropoda; Insecta; Lepidoptera; Pieridae
Exons: 5
Coding region: 114-965 (283 amino acids)
Source: RefSeq, a predicted model, not a curated record
GUUAACGAUACUGCAAAUAAUAAUAACAUCGACGGUAAUUAUUGAAUAACUUAAUUUUACUGUUGACUACUUUCUUUUGUGGACGUUUCUAACGUAUAGCUAAUUAACGCAAAAUGUCCGAGAAUAAACUUCAACUACGUUUAGUUACUCAUAUGUGUCCAACUCAUCCAGUUGAACUAUACGAGUUAAUUGCAGAAUUGUUAGAAGAAUCGUUGAAUUGCUUUACUGUUUUGCAAUAUGAAAGCCGCAGCCCCGGUCCAGUACCCAGUCGACCAGACCCAUUUCAACAGAACUAUAUUGAUAUUGGGUUCAUGACGGCCGCUGCCUAUAUGAAAAUGAAGAAGGACAACAAGUUUAUUGAACUGCUGCCAGUAACGCCAGUGUUCGCUCAUCAAAUGAAUGUGGAAAAUAAGCCCGGGUACUUCUCAGAUAUCAUUAUUCAUAGCGAUAAGAAGGCCCACAACGUAAAUACCUUGCUCGAUCUACGCGGUUGUACUUUUGCGUAUAGCAACGAAAACUCACUGAGUGGAAGCAAAAUAGUUCUUAAAACUCUGAGAGAAAAGGGCGAAAAUGCAUCUUUCUUUGGCUCAUUACUAAAAUCUGGAUCACAUUUGGCCUCUGCUCGAAUGGUAUUAUCUAAGCAAGCGGAAUGGGCGGCAGUUGAUUCAACCACUCUCCUCAACUGUAAAAAUGAUAUGCAUGACGGCGGAAAAGAAAUAAUUACUUUGGAAACCCUGGGUCGUCUUCCGCCUUAUCCAAUAGUAGUUAAUUCUAGGCUAUCAGAAACUAUCAAGGAUUCCAUUACCAAAGCAUUGUUAAACAUAACAAAAAUUUCUGAGUGGAAAAAUAGAUUCACCAAAUUUGGAAUAAUAAAAUUUGAAAACAAUAGUGAUAAAUGCUAUGACGGGCCGGCUGCACAGAUGUGGUCCAUCCAGAAAGAGACGCUCAACAUUAGAUAUUAUUAGGAUUUUUCUUGUAAUUAGUUUAAUAUAUGUCCUGUAUAUUUUAUAUGUUGAUUACACACCAAGGAACUAAGAUAUAAUCUUGAUAACAAAUUAAAAGAUUUCAUAAUCAUUA